AUGACGGCAUCCAAGUCUCCGGCAGGAAAAGCAAUGUUGUCAAGUUUCGCAGUCACUGGACCUGGCGCUGCUGGCUUCGGCAUGACCGACCGGGCAAACACCACAGCUCCUACGCAGCAGACUUCGACACUCAGCUCCGCCGUCUUCGACCAGCCAGAGGCGGCAUCCUCAUUGACAGCAUCGGAUGGCGACUCUGCGCCUUGUCCGCUUCUAGAACUCUGUCCCGAACUCCGUUUGACGAUCUGGGAAUAUGUGUACACAGCGGACGUCGACAACGACGGAACGGUGGAUCUCCUCACCGCUCGCCAUGCCAAGACAGAUCUUCUUCUCGUCAGCAGAUCCAUCCACGCAGAAGCCAAGAACAUUCACAGCAACUUCACGGCAAGCUACUGGCGUGACACCCACUUCGCCGUCAACGCCCUGGACUUCAACCGACCAGAGCGCGAGCUCAUCCAACGCCUCGAACCAGUCUCCGACUCCCGCCUCAGGCAAAUCACCCACCUCACCCUCCGCUUCGUCGCCAUACGCAAGCUGUACGAGCCAGGCACACUGCCGCACCCGGUGGGUACCGCGACAUUCAUGCCGGGAGGGGGAUGGCCGACGUCCUAUCUCAGGGGCAAACUCAUAAUCCUGGUGGGCAUGGGAGUCGUCCUGCCGGGGAACGACCAAGUCACAGGAGACAUUCGAGUCCUCCUCGAUGGGAGAAAUAGCGCUCAGUCGAUGCUCUCGGCUAUGAGGAGGGGUGAUAUCGGCUGCAUUUUUGGACCUGCAACUCUGCCGCGACAGGACUCCAAUAGCAGCCUCCCAUUUCUGACACAGGGAGAGUCUGUAGACGCGACCAUGGCAUCUCUGGACGCCGUGGACACGCGCAUCGGUCACGAUUUCGCAGCCGAACCAUCGGAAGUAGCAAGAGCUGAAGAAGCCAGACGCGCAGAAGAUUCUGCUCGAAGCGCAAAAACCGCAGCUCAAGAUGAACUCGACAACGCCCCGAAGCGCAAGAAUCGCACAUCAAGAAGACCAGUCGAGGGAGAAGAAAUUAUCAUCUCAUACCUUGCCGCCAUGUCGCAAAAGCGCAUUCCUUGGAACCCAGCCGAUCCUCGCAUGUGGACUCCAGCCGCAGAAGCUCCCGGCAGGCUCGCAGGCAACAACAUCAUCUCCGCCAAUGCGUUCAGAAGGCUCCGCAUCAAGAUAACUGCGUGGGCGGAGAAAGUCCUCGCUGCGCCUCCUCCUUUUCUGCGACUGCCCACGGAGAUCCGGGUUUCGAUCUACGAGUUCAUCUUGCAGCCCAUCAAUGCUCAGACCGAAAGCAAUGUCAUCGACCUCCUUGGUACUCACCCCAACGGUUUGCGCCUCGUCAAUCGCAUCGUUCAUUCCGAGACCAUGGAACUCUACAACGCCUACUGGUCCAAUCACUUCAAAAUUCAACGUGCCAAGGAUAGAUUCCUCCACAGCCGCGGAGAAACGAUCACGACGCUGGCCACCACCUCUAGCGUUGCUUUCGACAAACUCAAGUACUUGACCAUGAGCUUCGCCUUCGGGAGGAGGCUGGAUAGUGAUGAAUCCGAGAAUUUCUCGGUCGGUACUGUGCGACGAGUUGAUGAUCAUGACUGCUGGCACGCCUCUGUGGACGGUCGGAAUUUCACGGUGGUGAUCGGGCGCGGUCUCAAUGGGCACGUCAAGACGAUGAUCGCGAAGGGCUACAGCAAGACAGACGCGGCGCGCAAGAUCUUUUCCUUUCCGUCCGCUUUCUCUUCCUUUUACACCCAACCCAUCUUCACAAUGUCUUUUCAAGAUCAUCGACCGUCCAAGCGGCGCAAGACCAACCAUGCAUCCGCAUCUACAAUCUCGAUUCAUUCCGCCCACAACAGUUCGGAUGAAGCCAGCUACACAACUUCCAAUAUGCCUCCGACCACAGACACCAGCAGGACCUGCCGCCUGCUCGCUCUUCCUCCGGAGCUGCGAAACGCAAUCUGGCAGCUCUCAUUCACCACUGACCACGAAGAAGACGACAUCGUCGACAUCCAAACCCACGAGAGUCCUACCAGAGAUAUUCUCCGCACCAACCGCCAGAUCUACCACGAAGCAAAAGGCAUCCACCAGCUCGCUCACACCAUCUACUGGCGUACCACCAAGUUUAGCCUCAAUUGCUCAUCCGGCAUCUACCCAAACAUCGACCACAUCCCAGAUCGCGACCUCAACCAGAUCAUCAAACUCUCCAUCAAGUUCCUCUUCACCGCACCGCGCGAUCGUCUUGAUCACCUCGGCCGUUUGGUGCCGGAUACCGGGCACGGCGUCGCAGAGCUACACCUUCUGCCUGGACGUGUGGGAUGGAGAGUCUGGAGUCGUGGUCAGCGGUCCGUCAUACUGGUUCAUCGUGGCCAGGAUGGGGUAGUGGAGAAGUCUCAGGUUCUCUUCGAUCCUGGCACGCCUUCAGGAGUGUAUGAGGAUGCUGCGAAUGGGUUGCGGAAACAGCUGAGUGACAAGAUUCAUGAUGUUCCGAUCAAGGAGCAGAUCUUGUUUUUGUGGGAGUUGUAG
This is a messenger RNA of Zymoseptoria tritici IPO323, 2535 nucleotides long. RefSeq lists its product as uncharacterized. The coding region runs from base 1 to 2535 and encodes 844 amino acids. Lineage: Eukaryota; Fungi; Ascomycota; Dothideomycetes; Mycosphaerellales; Mycosphaerellaceae. The transcript has 4 exons. The record is from RefSeq and is a predicted model, not a curated record.